UUGUGUCAGAUGGGAGCUUUACAGGAAACGGUCAACAGACGUGAGGGGGAAUUUCAGGCGCGUCACGCUCCUCCUCCCUGCGCUUAAAGACGGACCGGAGGCAGAGGCGCUCCUGUCGCUGAGCUGCGCGGACCACGUUCAGCUGAUGAGAAGAUGAGCUUCAAAAUGCGCCUGUUUACGGUGACGGUGCUGGCGUCUUGUUUGGUGGGGCCCGCUGUUCAGGAGGUAUGUGACCCGUCAACGCAGUACGAGAGAGACGGACAGUGCUGCAAAUUGUGCGGGCCGGGUACCUCAAUGACACAACAAGGCACCUGUGCUGCACCUCAGUGUCAAGACUGUAAGGACCACGAGUAUCAGGACGGCUACACAAGAGACACAAGGUGUAAACUGCAGCCUUACUGUGACCCACACAAGAACUACGAGGUUCCUGACCAUGAGAAUAGGAAAAAGCGCAGUGCGUGUGUGUGUAAGCCGGGGUUCCACUGCUCCAGUGACGUCUGUUUGUCCUGCGUGCCGCACACGCCCUGUGAACCUGGACACGAAGUGAAGGCUGCAGGUACCCCCACGUCAGACACGAAGUGUGAGCGCUGCCGACGAGGCUUCUUCUCCAAUAUCACUUCAUUCAACAGUGAAUGCGCGCCAUGGACAAAGUGUGCGCCUGGAAUCCAGAUUCACAAAAACGGAACGGCCGCGUCCGACGUCGUCUGCGGAGAAACUCCACGGACUCACACUUACCUGUGGAUCGUUGGGUUUCUUCUGCUUCUUCUUCCUCUAGUCGCACUUUUCUACUACUUAUACAGAAGAAAUGUACAGAACAAAAUGAAGCACUAUUUCUCUGACGACUUACAUCAUGGAAAUGAAAAUAAAGCCUGCAGAAUCAUAACCAUUGAGCCCAACCAACUGGAAACACCCAUUUUACAACAAAUAUCUCAGGAAGAAGGUUCUUCCUCAGAACCGGUGGAAGAUAUGGAUGAGGAAAUCCAGGGACCUGGUAACAAUUAUACCGACAAUGGAAACUAUGUGGUGCAAGAGAGAGGAAAGUCAGAAAUCAUCUCUCGCCAGGAAUCCCAAACAUGCACAUUUACAGACUCAAUAACCCCAAGUCUUAACUAAUUAUCGUUUAAGUCACCUUAAAUCCAGUGACAGUGCGCACACACACACGCAAUGGUCUUCCCUGGACCAUAUUGCAUUGCAUUGUGUGAAGGUUUAAACUGUAAAUUGUUUAGCGGAGUGUUCCGUGUUGUGUGGUGUGGUGUUGUAAAACCCUGCCACAGUAGGUGGUGCAUGUGGGCGUGACCCUCACAGAGCCUCCUCCGCCUACAAUUAGCAUCCACCAGCACACGCUGGCCAUCACAGCAUUACGCUGGUCACUUAGCUUAGCUAGCUCCCCUUCAGCUCCCUCUCACCCACUUGUGGAGCCCCGGUUCCUGACUGCGCUCGCUCCAUUCCACGUCCACUACGACAAAGAAGCUGAUGUUGAGGAAGUACGGAGAACUGGACACCUUCAACACAUGCACGGCUCGUUCGGCAACUUUCUGCGUUUAGCGUUUCUGUGAACGCUGCAAAUAAAAAAAAAAAUGUGUGAAAUGCUAUUGCACAGACCAAGAAGAGUAUCUGUCAGUGUGGGACAAAGUUUUUCUUAUCGACCGUUACACAAAGCAAGAGUUCAGUGUUUUGAUUCUUUUUUUAUCAAUUUUAAGUAUUGCGAAUACAUCACCGAGUAUUUGUGACUUAUUAUUUAUGUUAUUAUGUUAGAGGUUGAAAUCCUCAAUGUUGAGCUUCUCCGAUUUGAUAGAUUUGAGUGAACGGUCCACUUUCUUCAGAGGUUCAUUCCAUUUGAAUGUGUGGCUACGAGCUUGCUUUGGUUGUAUGUUUGUACAUAUUUAAAUAAAUUGAGGACAAAAAAAUAAAAUGACCUUAUUCAACUAUU
Betta splendens (Siamese fighting fish) is the source of this 1930-nucleotide messenger RNA. RefSeq names its product CD40 molecule, TNF receptor superfamily member 5 (gene cd40). Gene Ontology annotation, biological process: cellular response to interleukin-1; positive regulation of tyrosine phosphorylation of STAT protein; immune response-regulating cell surface receptor signaling pathway. NCBI's taxonomy places the organism in Eukaryota, Metazoa, Chordata, Actinopteri, Anabantiformes, Osphronemidae. Gene Ontology annotation, molecular function: antigen binding; CD154 receptor binding. The transcript has 9 exons. The record is from RefSeq and is a predicted model, not a curated record. The coding region runs from base 154 to 1113 and encodes 319 amino acids. Gene Ontology annotation, cellular component: external side of plasma membrane; CD40 receptor complex.